AUGUCGAAUUUGCACGGGAGUUACAACCAGAAGAUCGACUACGUGUUCAAGAUCGUGCUGAUCGGAGACUCUGCCGUCGGGAAGUCGCAGCUGCUGGCCCGAUUCUCGAGGGACGAGUUCAAUGUGGACUCCAAAGCCACGAUCGGGGUAGAGUUCCAGACCAAGACACUCGUCAUCGAUCACAAGACCGUCAAGGCUCAAGUUUGGGAUACCGCCGGCCAAGAAAGGUACCGAGCAGUAACAAGUGCAUACUACAGAGGAGCACUAGGGGCUCUGCUGGUUUAUGACAUAACAAAGCGAGAAUCUUUUGAUCAUAUGGCGAGGUGGUUAUCUGAACUCAGGGAGCAUGCUGGUGAUAGUAUAGUUGUCAUGCUGAUAGGAAACAAGUCCGAUUUGGGGUCCCUUCGAGCUGUCUCAACUGAGGAUGCCAAGGAGUUUGCUCAGUCACAGAAUGUGUUCUUCAUGGAGACAUCGGCACUCGAGGCCACUAAUGUUGAGCCAGCUUUCGUCUCGGUCUUGACUGAGAUAUAUCGAAUUGUUAGUAAGAAGAACCUUCUUCCCAAUGAGGAACACGAGAAGGGGGAUGCUUCGCUUCUCAAGGGGACUGAGCUUGCUGUCAACAAUGAAUUGCCACGAGCUGGAGGAACGAGUAGUUACAGAUGUUGCACAACAUCAUAA
Molecule: messenger RNA, 678 nt
Organism: Linum trigynum
Lineage: Eukaryota; Viridiplantae; Streptophyta; Magnoliopsida; Malpighiales; Linaceae
Source: the annotation of a GenBank genome assembly